This is a messenger RNA of Lottia gigantea (owl limpet), 876 nucleotides long. RefSeq lists its product as hypothetical. The transcript has 9 exons. The coding region runs from base 1 to 876 and encodes 291 amino acids. The record is from RefSeq and is a predicted model, not a curated record. Gene Ontology annotation, molecular function: protein binding. Lineage: Eukaryota; Metazoa; Mollusca; Gastropoda; Lottiidae. Gene Ontology annotation, biological process: protein homooligomerization.
AUGACAAAAACAUCCUGUUCUAAAGAUGAAUGGAUUACAUUGAAUGUUGGUGGUAAAAUCUUUACCACUACUAGGAAUGUAAUGUGGAAAAGUAGUGUGGAUGANAAUGGAGCCUAUUUGAUAGAUAGAAGUGCUGUUUAUUUUGAACCGAUAUUAAAUUAUUUACGUCAUAAUUGUUUAAUAUUAGAUAAAAAUAUUAAUCCAUAUGGUGUGUUAGAAGAAGCUCAGUUUUUUGGUUUAACAUCUUUAAUAGACCAAUUAGAAGAAAUAAUAGUGACCAGUGAGCCAGCGAAUGAUGAUACAGCUAUUUGUAGACGAGAAUUUAUAUUAAAGUUAUUAUCAACAUCUACUAGUACAGAACUACGCUGUCAGGGAAUGAACUUUACAGGUGCUAAUUUAUCAAAACUAGAUUUACGCAAUAUAAAUUUUAAAUAUGCUAUAUUGCAUAAAGCUAAUUUAUCAGGAGCUAAUUUAGCUUGUUGUAAUUUUGAAAGAGCAGAUUUAUCAAAAGCUAUUUUAGAUUCAGCCAAUUUUCUAGGCGUUAAAAUGUUGUGUGCUAAUUUAGAAGGCUCUUCAUUAAAAGGUUGUAAUUUCGAAGAUCCUGCUGGUAGCAGAGCAAAUAUGGAAGGAGCCCAUAUGAAAAGUGUUAAUUUAGAAGGCAGUCACAUGGCAGGUGUUAAUUUAAGGGUGGCUACAUUAAAAAAUGCCAAUCUACAAAAUUGUGAUUUACGAGGAGCAGUUCUAGCUGGGGCUGAUUUAGAGAAUUGUAAUCUAUCGGGAUGUGAUUUACAAGAAGCCAAUCUUCGUGGUGCCAAUCUAAAAGAUGCAGCCUUUGAAUUAAUGUUAAAUCCGGUACACAUGGCACAAGCUGUUUGA